AUGACAGGUGAUUCUGUUCAGCAUUUCACCUUUGGCAACGAUAAACCGCGAGGGAGCGGUAAUGCAGCCAAGCAGGGCGGUCAGAACAACGGCAACAGGAACCAGAAUGGUAAUAAAAAACAGGAUGGCAACCAGAAUGGCAACCAGAAUGGCAAUCGGAAUGGCAAUCGGAAUGGCAACCGGAAUGGCAACCGGAAUGGCAACCAGAAUAACAACCAGAGCAACCAGAGCAGCCAGAAUGGCAACAAAAACAACCAGAACAGACAGAGCAACCAGAAUGGCCAAGCCCAACCGCGCACCGCAUCGAACCAGGACCGGCCUAAAAGCGCAGCACAACAACAAUCCGUCGAUGCUGCAAGUACGCGCAAUCCCGUUUCCAGCGACAGCCCACCGUCAGCUACCACUGCAACGCACUCUCCCACGACAAGCGCCCUUGGCGCUGCAAAUAAUGCCAUGGGCAGCACCGAUGACGGCGGUCUAAGUGGCGGUGCGAUUGCUGGGAUUGUGGUCGGGAGUGUAUUGGGUCUUUUACUUCUUGCCUUUAUUGCGUGGUUCCUUGGCCGCCGCGCCACGAAAUCGCGCGAAGAAGCCGUGCAGAAUGCGAGUGGACCACCCAUGUACAGCCAGGGCGGCGAGCUUGUAACACACCCCACCACACAAAACACGAGUGAAUCGUUCCCCAACAGUGUAUAUGAUUCAUAUGCCCAGCCUUCCGAGCCAGCGCCGUUUGAUUAUUUCUACAUGGCGCAGCCUGCCGCGUCCGCAGACACGAGCCAGCUCACGCAGCGCGAUCCCAUGGCCAUGGACGGCUAUGCUCAGCAGCCAGGUUCCGUAUUCACUGCCCCUCCUAUUGUGUAUGAUACGCUUGUGCCUGGCCAAGCGCUCACUUCGAAUGCAUCCCUACAGACAGGCAGCAAAGACGCAUCGGCCUACCGCGGCGGCGCUCAACGACGGCCGCGCAUGAAACGCGAGGUCAGCGACAUGCCAAUCACGCCGAGCAGGCGUACAGACAGGUACUAUGCCAGCGGCCAGGAUAUUACGCCGCGCAGCUGGCCAAGCGCCGACGAUGUGAGUGACGAGAAAUAUGCAGACGACGUGAUUGCGGACUAUGCCGAGCUCGAGCCAGCGCCGAAGCGUGUGCAUAAGAAUCGCACGCGCAGGCGGCCGCGCGAAAGGUCUCGCGCUCCAGUGCCGCAGACGCCUGUGGGCGACGGAUCCCUUGAAGUCUCUACGAGUGGAUCCUACGACCUGGACGACUCCAUGUCGGAGCUGCCGUACACGCGAGCGCGUCGUAAGCCGCCACGCAACCUCGUGCCUACAUACGACAUCAACCAAGAGGCGUCCUACGCCGCCGACGCGCUGCGCGCGCGCGACGCCGACAAUCUAUAG
Messenger RNA from Malassezia vespertilionis, 1389 nucleotides. RefSeq lists its product as uncharacterized. The record is from RefSeq and is a predicted model, not a curated record. Bases 1 to 1389 code for a protein of 462 amino acids. The transcript has a single exon. Lineage: Eukaryota; Fungi; Basidiomycota; Malasseziomycetes; Malasseziales; Malasseziaceae.